Molecule: messenger RNA, 1379 nt
Organism: Vitis riparia (riverbank grape)
Lineage: Eukaryota; Viridiplantae; Streptophyta; Magnoliopsida; Vitales; Vitaceae
Product: glyceraldehyde-3-phosphate dehydrogenase, cytosolic-like
Exons: 12
Coding region: 202-1086 (294 amino acids)
Biological process (GO): glucose metabolic process
Molecular function (GO): oxidoreductase activity, acting on the aldehyde or oxo group of donors, NAD or NADP as acceptor; NAD binding; NADP binding
Source: RefSeq, a predicted model, not a curated record
UGAUUUCGACCAUAAUCUGCGGCUCUAAACUUUUUCUCCAAGAAACCGCUUGCGUGAUCACCACCCACAGGCUCUGACAAGAAGAUCAAGAUUGGAAUCAAUGGGUUCGGAAGGAUUGGACGUUUGGUUGCUAGAGUUGCUCUGCAGAGCAAUGAUGUGGAACUGGUGGCUGUAAAUGAUCCAUUCAUCACUACUGAUUACAUGACUUACAUGUUCAAGUAUGACAGUGUUCAUGGCCACUGGAAGCAUCAUGAUGUUAAGGUUAAGGAUUCCAAGACACUUCUCUUUGGUGAGAAGUCUGUCACAGUUUUUGGUGUCAGGAACCCAGAAGAGAUUCCAUGGGCUGAGACCGGUGCUGACUAUGUUGUGGAAUCUACUGGAGUGUUCACUGACAAGGACAAGGCUGCUGCCCACUUGAAGGGUGGUGCAAAGAAGGUAAUCAUCUCUGCCCCUAGCAAAGAUGCUCCCAUGUUUGUUGUGGGUGUCAAUGAGAUGGAAUACAAGCCCCAUAUCGACAUUGUUUCCAAUGCUAGCUGCACUACCAACUGUCUUGCUCCUCUGGCUAAGGUUAUUAAUGACAGAUUCGGCAUUGUUGAGGGUCUUAUGACCACUGUUCACGCCAUAACUGCCACACAGAAGACCGUUGAUGGGCCAUCAAACAAGGACUGGAGAGGUGGAAGAGCUGCUUCCUUCAACAUCAUCCCCAGCAGCACUGGUGCUGCCAAGGCUGUUGGAAAGGUGCUGCCCGCACUGAAUGGGAAGUUAACCGGCAUGUCUUUCCGAGUUCCUACUGUGGAUGUUUCAGUCGUGGACCUUACUGUUAGGCUUGAGAAAUCGGCCACCUAUGACGAGGUCAAAGCCGCUAUCAAGGAGGAGUCUGAAGGCAAACUCAAGGGAAUCCUGGGGUACACUGAAGAUGAUGUGGUGUCCACAGACUUCAUUGGUGACAGCAGAUCAAGCAUCUUUGAUGCCAAGGCUGGAAUUGCCCUGAAUGCCAAUUUUUUGAAACUCGUCUCGUGGUAUGACAACGAAUGGGGUUACAGUUCACGGGUAAUCGACUUGAUCCGCCACAUGGCUUCUGUUUAAGCUAAAGCUUGAUGCUAAACAAACACAAAGCUUGAUCCUCAUUUUGUCUAAUGUAGUGUUAGGUCUAGAUUUUUUGUUUGGGUGUGUAUGAGGCUUUGUGUUAAUCUGUAAUAAACAAGAGACCUGUUAUGGGGGCCCUUUUUAAAGGGCAAUCUGCCUUUUGUUUUGGGAUGUUCUGUUCUGGGAUCUUGAAGAGAUUUUCCCUCCAUCUAUGUUUUCAGGGAUUUGGCAAAUUGGUACAACAAUUUGCAUGUCUUUCUAUAUGCAUUAUACAAAAUCUCAGUUUUCUUUCC